Messenger RNA from Nomia melanderi (Alkali bee), 1881 nucleotides. RefSeq names its product E3 ubiquitin-protein ligase E3D. The record is from RefSeq and is a predicted model, not a curated record. NCBI's taxonomy places the organism in Eukaryota, Metazoa, Arthropoda, Insecta, Hymenoptera, Halictidae.
CCAAUCUACCCUGAUUUUUGUCGAUGAUCAUUAGGGGUUACAGAUCUAACUCGAGCGAAAUGAUUAGGUACCUGCUUAGAAAUACUUUGUACGAUCAUAAAGUGAAACACUCUUCGUGUAUUUUAGUCUAGUGUUUACAGUGUCCUACCUAGUCCAUGCCUACUUAUACGAGGAUUUAGUGAAACGAGAAUUUCAAAUCGGAUCUCUUUUGUAUUCUUAUUAAGAAAGCACUGCACAUGUACAUGUAUAACGCGUUGCGUCAAUUUAGUUUGAAUUGGCCGUUACAAAUAUACGCAUGUCAAAGUACCACACGUGGUCUACUCAAGUGAGAACACUCUUCGUUACAUUACUUAAAUAUAAUGAAUUUUAGAGAACCGUCGCAAUACAGGAUUCAACGUUCGAACAAAUGAAACUUUGUAUCAGUACUGGGGAAUACAUGGAACAAAAAUUUUAAUGCGAUUCCCUGUGUUAAAUCGUUUAUGAUUUUAUAGAAUGUAAUCACAGCUUCAAAGGUAAAGGACUCUUGUGAUCUUAUUUUCUUUUAAGAGUAACAUCUCUUAAGUCCUUACAUUAAAUAUUGUUUCCUUAAUAUAUUUUAAUAUGAUAGAAUUAAUAACAUUGGAAUUGAGACCUAGACUUCUGAUAUGCAAUGCUUUUAUUCGCUUGCAAAGAAAAGUAAACUCUGCGCUAAUUAAAAUAAAGCUUUUAGAAGAAAGUAUUGAAAUAUAUAUAGGAAAUAAAACAUUAAAAUUGUUGGUAAAGUCUAUGAGAUUAAUACCAAAUUCAUUGUCAGCGUUAAGUAUAAUAAAUAAUUGGAUCUGUUUUCGUAUACAAAUUGGAUCUGAUUCUGCUUUCGGAUCUUUCCAAACAGAAUUGAUCGAUAACUCAGUGCCAAAGAUAAAUUUUCCAAAUGAUUCUAAGAAUAAUUAUCAUUUAGAAAACAGUUUGUUACUUAAUAUGUCUUGUUGCAAAAUAUUAUGCGCGUGUUGUAAAUCUAAUCUUUCCAAAGAAAUGCUUGUCGAAAGAGUAUUGCCUGUUCCAGACUUGGAUUAUGAUCCAAGCGAAUGGUUUUGUUGUAAACAUAAUCAGGAAGCUGUUAUAAAAGAUUUGGUGCCAUCAGAGACUGAUAUUUUUUACGGGCCAUUUUUCUUCAUUUUCAAUUUGAAUGUAUUUAAUGACGGUUUAAAAGUAGAUGGAAAUAAUGCCAUCUGCAACAGAUGCCUACAAUAUUUAGGAAAGGUAGAUAAGAAUAAUUCGCUUAAACUAUGGAGUUAUUCCAUUGAUUACAGUUUACCGAACAACUUAACAGAGAGUGCAACCAAUCCUUUUAAUGAUUUUUUAAUAGCUAUAAAAAGUAUGACUGGUAUUAUUGGGGAGGAGAUAGUUUUACAAUCUUCUGUGGAUAAAGACACGCAUUGCCUUACCUUAAAACCGAUGGAUUGGAAUUUGAAUUUAAUGGUAGAACCUAAAGCAAUUUUAAAUAAUGAUAUAAUAACUUUGCAAAAAGUAUCUAUCGUUAAAGUAUUAUAUAAAUAUGAGACAAACAAAUGUAUCACAGACUCUUCGAAUAAGACGUACCGCGAAGUAGGUUUGUCAGUGAUAAAAACUGGUUUAGAACAUUUAGUAUCAUCGACAAAACGGUUUCCGCAAUCUUAUAGAGUUGCGUCCGAUUACUAUAUUGGACACAUAUAUUUGGAGAAACCUACAAAUGAAAUUUAAUAACAGUUUCUUAAUUUUCAUAAGAACUAACUUUUAUUGCUCUACGAAUAGACGGUAAAUAUUCUUUCUUUCCCUUUCGAUAUUGAAAAUGAAAAUAUCGUAAUUAUAAUUUAACUUCAAUCAAUAUUCAUGUAUUAUACGAAAACACAAAUAAAAUUUUAU